AUGGCUCUCCGGUCUAUAUUAACCAAAUUUGUUCAGAAAACUAAAUGUUCUGUGGCUCGUCGGUUUGUUACUGGCCGUGUGGAAAGAUGUCGUUUGCCGUCCGUCAAACCUUGUCCCACACAAUUUUCGGUCCUUUCCAAACCUUCAGAAUGGGGGCUCUUGUCUCGUCUAGCCGGUCGGUACUACACAGAAACCUUUGCAGCCGAAUUACGACGUCGGGCAGCCCUAAGGUUCCUUCUUAUUGGUCCCUGGGGUCGACAAAGUUGUACAACCAGCAGAAUGUCCAAUCUACCUGGCUUCUCUCGUCAUACUUACCUGCCAACGUUUGCUUUGAUUGGUUUCUCUUUUUUGACAAGACAUCCCUACGCUGACAGUCCAGCUGAACUUGAUGGAAUCAUCUCAGAAAUUAAGGAGACCCUAAAAGACACAAGUGGUGAGGAAUGUACAGAUGAAAAUAUUCAAAUCCCUAAAUCUUGGGAUGAUGUUGAACCUCUUUCAUUUCUUGCCAAGGGUUGCUCUGGGGCUGUUUUCACUGCUAAGUGUCGCAUCCCUACAACAGCUGGAGGUGGUCCCUGUGAACACUCUGAUGAUGGCUCCUCACUAAACACUGAACAAAGCACAAGAGAAAUUUAUGGUUUAACUGAGUCCUUACUCGACACAUCAGAAGAGAGUCCAAAUAUAUGUGAUGGAUCUGAAUCAGAGAGCUACUAUGAGGAUGAUUUUUCUAUCUUAAGUGAAUCUGAAGACAUUGUUCAAGUUUAUCCCUCUGAAGUUCAUACCUGGGAAUUUAUGGAUUCUGAUUCAUUGGUUGAUUUCAAGCUUAACUCACAAUCUGAAGGUUCUGCUGAAUGGUCAGAUGAUGACAUUUCCAUCAUAAGCGAAUCUGAAUUUGAUGAAAACACCUGUAAUACAGAGAUUCCAUUUUGUUUCCGUGGACCAUUAAGAACUCGAACCAGCUUCAGUACAUCUGCAGUCGAAAUAUCAAGAGUUCAGCCUGUUGAAGGACCACUUCCUCAAGCUGUUUCUGAGUAUUUUGAAAAAUCAGAGGAAGAGUCAACCGAUGAAGAAAAUAAAGCUGAUAUUGACACUUUGCAAGUUUCUCAAUCUCCAGAAGUUGUCAUAAAGUAUUUAUUCAACUAUGAUGUGGAAUCCAACUAUUCUCAAAUUUUGAAAAUGUUCUGGAAUGAAGCUCUACCCACUAAACUGGUUGGUGGUCAAGAACAGCUCUAUAGCUGGCUGACUGAUCAUGUGAAGAAGAAACUCCCUUCUCAUCACAACAUUGUAACAAUGUACAAUGUAUUCCCUGGUGCCAUACCUGAUCUAGAUGAAGCAAUGCAACACUUUGAGUGUGCACUACCACGGGACCGUUAUCCAAACAGCUUUGGGCGCAAUAUGACCUUGUGUCUCGUUAUGAAACGAUAUGAGAUGACUUUGAAAGAUUAUCUCUCUACUUAUAAUCCAUCAAUGAAAGUGCGUACUAUGCUCUUAGCUCAAUUGCUGGAAGGUAUCCUUCACUUAAGCAAUUAUACUGUGGCACAUCGGGACCUAAAAUCCAACAAUAUUCUUCUGGAAGGUGUUCCAACCACAGAUAACUCAGAUACUGUGCCAAUUAUAAUUCAGAAUUUGAUUCGGGGAUUGCUGGUUGAAGAUCCUGUCCAGCGUCUGGAUGCUCUAACAGCUACAAAUAUUGUGCAUGUCUACCUGUGGGGUUGGCCAGAAAAGUCCAACAAGAAAUUGAAGCCAUUCUUGCUCAAUUUGAUCAAUGAAGUGAAGAAAGAUGAACUGAAAGAGAACAAAAUGAACACAGAAUGUUGUCUGAAAAAAGCCUUUCUGGAGCGCCUCAACACCGAUGACCUGUUUGAUGCCGCUUUAUUUGUCUCCCCACAUCAUUCAUUUGCUGUUGACCUAAGAAAGGUGAUUAAAAAUUUUCAUUUGAAUGGAAGCUGUUAUGAUACUUCUGGUAAAGACAUUAGUUAUUUUAGCAACCAUAUUGGUUACAUGGUUGGCUCAAUGGUGAGUAGUGUGGUUCUUCUGAUCAAGACAUUGUUUUCUUUCACACCAAUGCUGAUUAUAUGGUUGGCUCUUCCUUGGGCAGUAUGCUCUGCUGGGUAA
Acanthosepion pharaonis is the source of this 2112-nucleotide messenger RNA. Lineage: Eukaryota; Metazoa; Mollusca; Cephalopoda; Sepiida; Sepiidae. The record is from the annotation of a GenBank genome assembly.